AUGAUUCUGGACAAGACCUCAUACUGUGAAACUCACCUGGAUCUUCAUCAGAAACUGCAUUUAAAGAAACACAAACUGAUGGACCCUGUGGAGAAUAUAAAGGACUAUAUAUGCCAGAAACACGAGAGACCUCUGGAGCUGUUCUGUAGAGAUGAUCAGACGUAUGUGUGUGUGUUUUGCACUGAUGGAGACCACAAGACUCACAACACUGUUCCUCUAGAGGUGGAGAAAAAGAAAAAGACACAGAAAGACGUGCAGCAGAUGAUCCAGGACAGAAUCAAGAAGAUUCAAAACAUCAAACACUCAGCAGAACUCAGAAAAAAAAACACUGAGCAGGAGAAAGCAGCCAGUUUUGAGCUCUUCGGCGAUCUGAUGCGCUCCAUUGAGAGAUGUCAGGCCGAGCUGCUGGAGAUGAUGGAGGAGAAGCAGAAAGCAGCAGAGACACAUGAUGAAGAGCUCAUUCAAGAGCUGCAACAGGAACUCACUGAGCUCAAGAUGAGAAACACUGAGCUGGAUCGUCUCUUACACACUGAGGAUCACCUCCAGCUCCUACAGAUCGAUCCAUCCCUGUACAGUCCUCCACACACCAGGAGCUGGCCUGAGAUCAGUAUGAACACUGAUGUGAGUGUGGAGACUCUGAGGAGAGCUCUGACUCAACUUCAGGAAACUCUAGACGAGAAACUCAAUGAAUCUGUGUUGAGAGUGAUGCAGCAUUAUACAGUGGAUGUGACUCUGGAUCCUGAUACAGCUCAUCCAUAUCUCAUCCUGUCUGAUGAUGGGAAACAAGUGAGACAUAGAGACAUUAAACAUAAGCUCCCAAACAACCUGGAGAGGUUUGAUCACUAUCCUGGUGUCCUGGGAAAAGAGGGAUUCUCCUCAGGGAGAUUUUAUGUGGAGGGAAAGACUGACUGGAAUUUAGGAGUGGCCAGAGAAUCUAUUAACAGGAAGGGACUGAUCACAAUGUGUCCUCAGAAUGGAUUCUGGGCUGUGGCACUGAGGAAUGGGAAUGAAUAUUGGGCUUGUGCUGGCCCAUCUGUCUGUCUGUAUCUGAGAGUGAAGCCGCAGAAGGUGGGGGUGUUUGUGAAUUAUGAGGAGGGUCUGGUCUCCUUCUAUGAUGUGGAGUCCAGAUCUCAGAUCUGCUCUUUCACUGGUCAGUCUUUCACUGAGAAUCUCUAUCUAUAUUUUUGUCUCUUUAGUAAAGGUGAUAAAGAUCAACCCCCCCCCCCCCCCCCCCCCCCCCCGUAA
Messenger RNA from Carassius gibelio (silver crucian carp), 1245 nucleotides. Its product is annotated as zinc finger protein RFP-like. NCBI's taxonomy places the organism in Eukaryota, Metazoa, Chordata, Actinopteri, Cypriniformes, Cyprinidae. Gene Ontology annotation, molecular function: zinc ion binding; protein binding. The record is from RefSeq and is a predicted model, not a curated record. Bases 1 to 1245 code for a protein of 414 amino acids. The transcript has 7 exons.